UGUAGUUUAGGGCCCCGGUCUCUCUUAGUUGGCGACGGUGUCUCUCGCGAGGAGGUUUCGCCCCGCCGUACCGGAUCCAAUAUACUCGGCUAAGUCCGACUGGUCGGCUAAGAUAUUCUCACGUCCUCACGAAAAACGCGACGAUGGCAAGCUCCUCAGAGGGAGACACCGUCAGGCCGACGAACACGAACAAAUCAACGACGACUGGAGUCAGCAUUCUCGCAUCCACGGAGGGUGCGAGAAAACGACGACGAUUAGAAUCUCUGACAACGAACUCGGAGAUCCCUAAGAAAACGCAGCGACGCGACGAGUCGUGCAACUCCUAUGCUGAAGCAACCAACGACAGAAGGGCUGAGCAUACGGAAGAUAAAAAGGACUCGUCAUUGCCACGUCUGAGAAAGAAAGAUCAGACUGUGCCAAUAAGUCCGCAAGAUGUUAGAAUGUCACGGUCUUGCGAAGCAGGCGUGGGAAGAUGUGAUGCGACUAGAUUGAGAAAAACGAUACAAUGGCUCGAGGAAGGAGCGCGAAGGCUACGCGAGGACCUGGCGAACGUGCGAACAGAGUUACACGAAGAGCGAAGGGCGGCAAAAAUUGCCAAGAGGGAGUUCGAAGCUGCCCUUCGAGAGGCCCGAUUUGCCGAGGCAGCCAAGUAUCAACCGAUCAUAGCCGAGCUAAAGACUAGGAUCGUCCAAUCAGUGUCGCCAUCGCCAUCGCCGUCGCCACCGUUCAAAUCGGAUCCCGUGAAAGACGAGAGUCACAAGCAUGAAUUGUCAACCCUCAGAAAACGCUUAAUUGAAGCUGAGGGCACAAUACGAAAACUCGAACAAUUGGUGAAAUCGCAAGCAAACACUGCUCGCAAUACCAAUGGUACUUCUUCCUACGGCGAUGCGCGCCGUCUGGAAGCGGAAAUACGAAAUCUACGCGGAGAAAACGAGAAACUCGAAGAAAAAUUGCGUAUCGCUCUAAAUGCCGAGAAAGCUCGCAUCGCUGAGAUACGAGCACAACGGGAGAAUCACGAGGCUGAACUUUCCGCAAUGCGAAAAUCCCUUCGCAGCGAAGCUAUAAAAAUGAUGGAUGAGCUGCGUGGCAAGAGCCGAGAGAUUGAGAAGCUGUCGAAGCUCUUGAAACGUCGAAAGUUGGCGCCGGCGGAGCAGGAGACGAUGCGGAAGUUACGGGAGAACGAGGGGAACCGACCGAUACAGUCGGCAUCUCGCAUAGACAAAAAGAGUCUCAAAGACGACAGUCACAUGGUGAGGUCAUAUGUGCGCGCAAUAGAAUCCGACAGAGCCAUAAAUGAAAUCGAGGUCGAGCGCCUCCGUGAACUCGCGCUCGAGCAGCAGGAAGUCAUCGAAAUACUUAGACAGGCAGUUAAGGAGAGGGAAAGGAAGUUGGAGCAGUUGUCCAACAAGAAAAGGAAGGAGGAAUUCUAUAAGCAGUGGCUAGAAUUGGAGCCGGUAGCCGAAGUGGACGACGAGGAGGAUCACGAAGAUGAUGACAGCGCUCUGUCGAGCGCCCCGUCUUCGAUGUCGCCCCAGCCUGGAGGCUACGGUCAGUGGCAGAGCAAUGGUGUCACCAGAGAGGCAUAUGAAGCCGUUCUUGUCGAGAUCGAGGAGUUACAGUCAAGGCUUCUUAAAGAGCAACGCGAACUGUCGCAUGCCAGGGUUCAAAUUUGCGACCUGGAGAAGGCGCUCUUGCAAGAGAGAUGCUCCGAUCGUGACAAAGAGUUGAGUGAGCUGAACGAAAAGCUUCGAGCUGCCGAGGAACGAGAAGCUACACUUUUGGUGGAGCUCUCGGAGAUACGAGAGCAAAACGAGCUGCUGGAAUUUCGGCUGCUCGAAAUGGAAGAGAUACCCGUGCGCAAGGACAGUCCCGAUGCGGUGGACAGCGGCAUCGUCUCACCGGAACCUGCUCAUACGAAUAAGGAUCAUUCAAUCAACAAACAGCGUAGCCGCGCCGUGGCAACCGUGAUACCCUACACAAAUAAUGCUACAAUGAACUCCGUGAAAUCCACAUCACCCGUGUUACCGCGUAAGCCCCCGCUCACCCUCCAGGAGAGUGGUAUAUUCGAGGAGGAGGACGAGGAAGAUGAAGAGAAAGAGUAUGAAAAUGAAGAGCGCGACGUCGAGUUCGCUAGCUGCGGUACCCAAACGGAAGCGCCGUCCGGCGAACUUCUGCAGGAAGUGCAGCGUCUCCAAGAAUUAAGGGCUCGAAUCCAGGAACGAGCGGUCAAGAUCACAACACCGGUCUUCCAUCCGACCGAUUCAUCUAAGAUCUGUUUCGACGUGUCGACAGUGGAUUCGAUAGUCCAGAUGACCUCCUAUCAGGAGCGCGUUCGUGACCUCGAGGAGAGACUCGAAGUGCAUGAGGAAGCCGAGAGGAGCCGGGAACGAGAAAAACAGCUGUCGAAGCAGCGGGAGGAGGAGCUGUUGGAUGAAAACUAUAGACUCACAGAGAGAACAUACUGGUUGGAAAACGAGCUGCGGACCAUGCCCGCAAAGUGUGCUUUCGACGAGCAUAACAGCGUCGGUAGAGGCGAGACAACUGUCACACUGGAAGUGGACAUGAAUCCAAAUCAGCGUCAAGUUCCUGAAGAUACGCAGAAUGUGGAAGAUCAAUUUAAAGAUGCAAAUUGCACGCGCGCUGUUCAAACCAUAGAAACGUAUGAGAAUUACAUUGCGAAAUGCCCUCGAUGCCAAGAUAAAGAUAACUCCGACCAACAGAUCAUCCUGGGUGCUCAGCGCAAUAUCACGCUUGUAUCCCUGGAAGAGAAGGAGAGGGAAGGCAAAUUGAAAAGCUGUGAGUCCGAAGAACCGGCCGUUGUUGAUCUUACCCAGAAUGACUCGGGAAAGAAGGUUAGCCGAAGACGAGUUAGGGGUAACGAACGCGAAAUACGGUCUGCGAAAACAGCAAGAAUGGGAAACGUCAGAUUCGUCCGCGACGUCUCUUUCGGGCGAAGGGACCAUCCGUUGGUCCUGUAUCAGGAAAUUUGCGUUUAGCUCACGCCGUCGCUAUGUCGAAUCCUUAACAACGAACUCUAGUUAAGACGGGCGUAGCCUAAAGAUCCGAUAACAUCGUCUUAGUAAACUUUCACUGUAAUUCCCCGUUUUCACGCCGAAGAAAGUUGUGCUCGCGUUAUAAUUGAAAGCUGGUGCCUCUGCCCAAGUUGACGUGUAGUUUUUGAGAAGCUGGCGGCCUCCCUCGCGAUAGAGGGUCGCGGAACAAUGCGUGUGUUCUCCGGAGCGACGGCUUCCAGAAAAUAGCGACGAACAGAAGAAGACCGAGGUCGUGGAGAAAAAAUGCAGAUGAGGAGGUGAGGGGAACAAGGAGAAGGAAAGCUAACCGACUACAUGUCUACCUUACGUCUUUGAGCGUGAUCUAUUUUCGCUGGAGAUAAAGGCGAGAAGAGGUUCUCCAUCGUCUCUCGUCGUCGCAGACUCUGUCCAUCAACCCACGAGUUCCACGGAGAGUCAAUGAACCCGUGGGUGAACCCGCGGCACAAACGAGGACAAUACGGCUGGCGCUGCUUGGUGUUCCCAAGUGACGAUCAGAAAUGGUACGUCCUAGAAAUAAAACGAGGGCGCCUGCGGAUCGAGUGCCAACCCUAAACCCUCGGUUUGGCGUACUCCACCUCCCCCACGUCACGACCAAUCUUUUCGUACAAGCUGUGAAAUCAAGUGCCAAAUAAGCCGUAGACUAAAUAUCUCCUUCACACGCGAGCGUAAAUUAUAUGAAGCAUUGUUGCAAAAUAACUAUAUAUUAUAUAAUAUAACGGUGCUUUGUAAUAAUUGUUACAACGUUGUAACAAUUAUUACAAACUAAUUUCACGUAUGGUUCAAAACAUCUGCGAUUGAUGCAUUUCUUUUUACGGGAUGGCGAUACACCCAGAGAAUCAAAGGAAGAUCGCACCAAACAGACGUGUCCUUGCAUCAAGCGACGUAUCAGAUAUAUCUCUGAAUUCUUAGUGUGUCUUAUCGAAAUUCAAAUCUACGUUUCGACGUACAUUUAAAUUUGAUACGACGAGAGAAAAAUUGCGCGUGCGUAAAUUCAUUUGAGACGACACACGUCGCGUGUGCGUCGCAAAUUAUCGCGCGAUCCGUGAUGCAUUGAGCGAUGCACAAAGGCACGUCCGUGCGGUGCCAUUCACGCUGAGAACAAAGAUUCUGUAGUAUCUACAUCAACGAUUAUUGGAGAUAUUGUUAUAUUUCCGUCAUUAUACACUGCAUGAAGAAUCGUUAGAGAGAGAGAGUAAUUGUAGGAAAGUAAUAUACACGUAUCGUAGGGAAUAUAUAAAUUCCUAGACGGAUCGAUUCACUUUUCUCCGAUAUAUUCUUCUUAGUUUUUCUCUUUAAACCUUUGCACAUUGAUUUUGCGCGAUAUAAGGUACAUAAUAGGAUUGUAUACUGAAUUAAUCCGAAAUAAUCGCUACCUUCGCUGUAGAAUAAUUUCAUGAAUCUUAUUGAAACUAAGCUAGGCUUGCGUGUGUCUCUUUAUAUCUGAAAAAUAUAUACGUGUACUCUCGCGUACGUAUGCUUCAGCAUUUAAUAUUCAUUGAUAUGUGUAUUAGAAUGUAAACAAUGUGUUUCUAGUCCUACUUUUCGUUCGAUCGUUGAACACAGCGUGCCUUAGCACGAAUAUUGACUUCGAGUGAUUUGGUAGAUUUAGUAUCUUUUACAAGAAGUGUGUAUAUCCAAGCGCUUAUCGUAUUUAUGCUGUAUGAACUUUCGAGACAAUUCAAUCACGCCUGUCUGACAGCUUUAUGGCUCCUCGCCUCACAGGUUCGUUUCAUACAUAGAAUUGAUUUUAUUCGUUGUAUCUGCGUGUGUAUCUACGAGAAACGAAUAAAAUUGUCUACCUGUU
This is a messenger RNA of Vollenhovia emeryi, 4857 nucleotides long. Its product is annotated as janus kinase and microtubule-interacting protein 3-like. NCBI's taxonomy places the organism in Eukaryota, Metazoa, Arthropoda, Insecta, Hymenoptera, Formicidae. The coding region runs from base 144 to 2996 and encodes 950 amino acids. The transcript has 14 exons. The record is from RefSeq and is a predicted model, not a curated record.